Molecule: messenger RNA, 678 nt
Organism: Gregarina niphandrodes
Lineage: Eukaryota; Apicomplexa; Conoidasida; Eugregarinorida; Gregarinidae
Product: prefoldin subunit
Exons: 2
Coding region: 1-678 (225 amino acids)
Biological process (GO): negative regulation of transcription by RNA polymerase II; negative regulation of phosphatase activity
Molecular function (GO): phosphatase inhibitor activity; transcription corepressor activity; chromatin binding
Source: RefSeq, a predicted model, not a curated record
AUGGAACUGCACCAACUCCAACAGGAUUACAAAGCUCUAGAACUCCAACUUCAGGAUUUAAACACCAAAUCCAACUACCAGAUUCUGGUUCCCGUCUGCGGCUCAAAUCAAGUUCUCAUCCCAGGGCGCAUUAUCAACACAAAUGCCGUCCUAUGCCAACUUGCUCAAGACCAUUUCGUACGAAGGACUCCAGAUAACUGCCAUCAUAAAUCAGUCACGCAAAGAAGACAAAUGGCAGACGCAUUGUUGGAAAAUCAUGAUAGACAAAUCAAAGAUCUCCAGGACAAGCAAAACGUGCUGCAGCAGGAGCGUAGCUCGGAAACAAUUCAGACGGCUAAGGGAUCUGUAACGCGUAACGCAGAAGGGUACCUUGAAAUUAUCGAAAGGGAGGACGACGUUUCAAGACAUUCCAAAGCUCAAUCUAUUGAGGAAGUGAAGUCCAUAGCUGAAACGGAGCAACCUAAGGACCAGAUUACGAAGCCCAAAUCUUUGGUGGGAGAAGUUGUCGAACGGGAUCCGCCUGUAAGGAAUGCAGUCGUUAAAUGCGUGCCUGUAAUAGGACGGGUACCUCUUGUUGAACGCAUGCCCGCCGCAGAGCGGAACCCAACUACAGUUGCGCCCACGCCAACAGAGACUAUUCAGAAGAAGAGCAGGUUCGCGCAAGAAUUCGGUCGCUAG